This is a messenger RNA of Solanum tuberosum (potato), 3773 nucleotides long. RefSeq lists its product as uncharacterized. The transcript has 4 exons. Lineage: Eukaryota; Viridiplantae; Streptophyta; Magnoliopsida; Solanales; Solanaceae. Bases 766 to 2949 code for a protein of 727 amino acids. The record is from RefSeq and is a predicted model, not a curated record.
UCUUAUGGUCCCAUAUCUUUAACACUAUAACAAUAUCAACCAAUCACAUUUCUCUCGUAAAAAAAUCAUCCCAAAAUGCAUAAAUUGGACUCCCUUUAGCUCCAUUUUCCCUUCUAUUGCUUUCGAUAGUCCAAUCUACAAGACUUGUGAAUGACUCAAAUCCCAGUACAGCUCGAAUUUCAUUGAGCAGAUCAGAAUUUACAAAUUGAAAAAGCAUAAUCUGUGUUAAAUUUGGUGGAUUUCUAUGUAAAUUUAUGUGUAGAGUAGUUUCAUUGAUGGAAAUGUGGAGGAGGAAGAGGAGUGGUGCGAUUAAUGAUGAUUUGAAAUGGAUCUGAAACCCUAAAACUCGAGAAUUACCAGUUGAUUUGUUUUCUAAAAAGAGGUAAAAGAUUGAUGCUGAAUUUUUUAUUGUUCGGCUUAUUAGAUCUGUUGAGAUGAAAUGAAUUUUGGAUUAGUGUGUGUUUGAUUUUAGGGUUUAUUAAUGAACCAUGAAUUUGGAAGAAUGAUUAGCUUUGUGAAAAACGGUUUUUUAUAGAUACUGCAAUUGGUGUUUAGCUUGAAAUUUCAUGUGGGAGUUAUUCGGACUAUUGUUAUUGUUUGUCAAUAGGGGAGGUGUUUUUUUUGGAGAAAUUAGUAUUUCAGUAGCCAAACUGUGUUAAGUAUUGAUUGUAUUGGUGAAGAAUUGAACCAUUGAGAACUUUUUUCUGGAUUUGGGAAAGUCAGAAACCUCUUUUUGUAGAAGUUAGAGUGUCUAUUCUUUUUAAAAUGCAUGCUAGGCAUCGGAGUCCGGUAGGUGGGUAUAAGUCUAGUUCAAUGGGAAUGGGUGGUGUGGCUACUGCCUCGCGGGUUUCACCAGAUGGAUCAGGGAGAGGUCGUGGAUUGCAUAAUUCGGAGUACAGAAACUAUAACCGAGGUGGAUUUGGGCGGGGACAGUCGAGGCAGUUUGGAUUUCAGCAGCCUUCGCAUGGGAACGACAUUUUCAUGGAAGCUGGACGGUUAGCAGCUGAGUAUCUUGUUUCCAAGGGGUUGCUACCACCGAAUGCUCUUUCAGGGAAAUUGCCAAAUGGUAGCUUAAAGAGCCCAGUUGGGAAUUUUCAGGGAUUUAAGCAACAAGAUAUUGAUGAAGGUCAGACAUCAACUCUUUCACGUAUGGAGAGUGAUGUUGGUCCUGGUAGGAGAAGGUUUUCUGAUGAAUAUGAACCAGUGGGUUCAAGAAAUUAUAUGAGAGGAAGGAGAAGAAAUGAGUCCUUUCGAAGUUACAGCUCUGAGUUCAAUCGAGAAUUGCAAAGGACUGGGUCGUUAGAUAGAGCCAGGGCCUACCCCGAUGUGAAUGGUCAAGAUGAAGCUUUCCCACGUGAUAGAGAUGAACAGCAAGUGGCUAAAGAUAGUAGUGUGAUGCUACCUAGUUCCCUUCCUGGUAAACAAAAUCCAGAUAUAGAGAGUGCGGAGGAGUCGAUGUGCUGUGAUCCAAAACCUGCCCUGGGAGAUUCAGGUAAAGAGACAGGUCCCAUCAACACUGGAAAUGAUCUCCCAUCAGAUGGUGAACCUGAACCAAAGAAGUCUGCAGACAUUGGAAUGUUGGAAGAAAAAGCUGAUCCUGUUAAUCUUGCCAACAGUACUGAUGGGUUGGAGAAAAUAGGUGUUAACGAGGAUAUAGAAGUCAAGUUGUUCAGCCAAGAACAUAACCAGACCAGCAUGACUGAUAAUGAUUUACUUAGCUUAUGCAGGUUUGAGAAGGUUCCGACGAGAACACGUUCUUCAUUGGCAAACAGAGGUUUGAAGGUUUGUCAUGAUUCUGAAGAUGAGGAUGCUCAUGAGAGUGAUAUCCCUAAAGAAACUGAAGUCUAUUCCCAAGAAGACAUCCCUGUGGAUGCUUCCCCUGGUGUCAUUUUAUCAGAUCAAAACCGUGAUGCGAAAAGCCUUGAUUCUGACCAACUGAAACCGCAGUCCACCGAGGAAGAGCCAUGUCUUACUUAUGCCAAUAAGCAGUUAAAUGAGACAAGCUCUUCAUCCUUUCCUGGAAGUAAGUUAAUGAGGGAGGAAGAGAAAAUAGAGGGACUAACUGAAAUUGAAACUUGCAGUGCUAUAGACAUGGGAAGAGGUCAGAAACGAGAACUGGAUGACAAUGAUGAUUGUAAGGGAGGAGGAACUAAGAGACCUAGAGAAUUGGCUUCAUUAACAAGUACUUUCUCAGAUGUCUUUCUGUACCAUUCUAAUUCAAUGGAAAAGCAACAGAUUUCACAGGAACCUAGGAGAUCACAUAGCGAGCCGUUAAUAUUUCCAUCUGAGGAGAAGAGAUUGGUAGACAUUUCUAUGAUACCCGAGGGCGAUGCGAGGCUGGGCAGUGACUUCACGGAAAAACAACUUUUGCCCAGUUCCUUUAAGGCUUUUGAUCUCAAUCUUAUGGAAGCUUCUGAUGUGAAUGAGAACCAUGAUGCUGAUCCUGUUCAUAUCUUCCCGUUGAUUACUGAAGGUGUAAAACAAGAAGCACCAGUUGAUAUUCAUCUGACCAUGAGUAGUAACUCUGAUAUAACAAGUAACUAUGCUAAAUCUAGCUUUGAUGGGAGAGAUGUUGAAGUGAUUGAUUUGGAAAAUGAUUCUGAACAAGAAGAGAAGGCUUUCAAUAACCCUGAGAGAAAGUCUGAAGUUGUAUUCACUGGAACAGAUAGCUUUUCUGAUAAUGCACAUAGUACCAACAAUAUACCCCACGCUCAGGAUGGUUAUGGACUUAUGAUUUCAGAAUUACUUGGGAAUGAUAUAGCAAACUGUCCUCCUUUACCAGCAGAUAUGGAUUCUUUGCACAAUGAUAUGGGCCUCCAUAAUGGACUCCAUAAUGGAGAGGGCAUGCUUGGUGACGAUGAUUCAAUAUAUAUGUCCUUGGGAGAAAUUCCGAUAAGUUUUCUGUCACCCUGGGAGCAGCCGGCACAAGAAUUUGGAAAGCCAUUUUGAGGUGCUACGAUCCAGGUUUUCUUGAAAUGUAUUUAUUUUGAUAACCAAGAAAUCCCAAGGUUCAGUGGCGCAUGGUUCGAAACUCAGGUGGAUAAUGGGUUGCUCUCUACUCUUCUCCACUUAAAUUCUAGGCUUUUGUCUGUGGCAAGUUUUGAACCCGUGAUGUGUGCCUAACCCACACAUCACGCACUGCUCUGUUACCACUAUAUCAAAGUCCUGGGGCUGAUGUAUUAUCACAAUGUUUUCUUUAUGCCUACUGUCAGUUCUCAAAACUAGCUCUUUAGUAGUGCAACUUUGUAACUUUGUAUGCCUUGUGCAAAAUCUUGCUUGUUUCUAGAUGAUGAUGUAUUUCUUCCCCCCUCCCUAUCCCUCUUGUUUGAAGUUAGGCAGCAGUGUGUUUUUUUUGUAACUCAUUUCUGUUUCACCUCUUGUUUGAAUUGGAAAAAGGGUUACUACCUCCUUGCGGGAUUGAAAAGCUAAACUGGAAGAUUUAUAGCAGUGCUUUGGCAUACAAUAACUUGGUUCAGUUGAUGGAAACUUUUGAGAAACCAAAUUGAAGCCUAUCUCUGUCAGACAAAAAUUGUAACCAUAAAACAACUGUGUGGUUUAGUUGUUUUUAAUUUAAACCAAAACUACAACAAUUAUUCUGCUCCUUCAAACCUGUUGGCUGUUGAAGUAUACAUAGAGUUAACAAAAAGGGUCUGUACUCUGUACUUUGUAUUGUAACCUGUGGUUGUGCCACACCUUUGUUUUCUUCUUUUUAACCUCUUAUGUCCUUUAUGCUUCUUGACAAAUAAAACCUCCACUCAUUGAAAUUUGAUCAA